CAGCCAUCCAGACCCAUGACCAGUGCUCUCCUGGCGACAUGCACAGAAGAAGAUGAGGUUUUGCUAAGAACGACCGCAAUUCCAAGCUUCUGAAGGGUUGUUGCUAACUGUGAGUCAAAGAGCCCUUUGGUGACAGAAUGACAGUAUGGAUAUUGGGGAUAGUCCCCUUCUCCCAGACAGCAUCCUCUAUGAGAUUUUCCUGUACCUGGACCACGUAGAUGUGCUCUCAGUGGGGUUGGUGUGUCGGCAAUGGCAUGCGGUGGCCCGGGAUGAGUUCCUGUGGAAGGAGCUGUUCUAUAGAUACUACAGGGUCUCUCGGGAAGUGCCACGGCACCCAGCUGCUGUUUCCUGGUACGAGGACUUCCAGAGGCUCUACGACACCAUCCCCUGUGUUGAAGUGCAAACCCUGACGGAGCACAAUGACCAGGUCUUACACCUUAGCUUCUCCCACACAGGCUACCUGUUUGCAUCCUGCUCCAAGGACUGCACAGUUAAGAUCUGGAACAACGAGCUGGCCAUUUCCCUGCUCCACAGCUCCAACAUGAGGCUGUACAACUGGAGCUACACCCAGUUCUCUCAGUUCAACUCGGAUGACACCCUCCUCCUGGUGUCAGGGGUCUUUGUGGGGCCUCGUAACUCCUCGUCAGGAGAGAUAGCCGUCAUUAGCCUGGAUAACUUCACGCUCCUCUCCAGGGUGAGGAACAAACCCUAUGAUGUGUUUGGCUGCUGGCUGAAUGAAACCAACUUGAUUUCUGGCAACCUGCACCGAAUUGGGAACAUCACCUCCUGCUCUGUGCUGUGGCUGAACAAUGCCUUCCAGGGGAUAGAGUCUGAGAAUGUGAACGUAGUGAAGAGACUGUUCAAAAUCCAGAACUUGAACGCCAGCACCAUCCGGACAGUGAUGGUGGCAGACUGCAGCCGCUACGAUGCCCCGGACCUGCUCCUGGACUACAAGGAGCAGCUGGCGGCUGCUGCUGCUCCCUACCAGGUCUUUGAUCUUGGCAGUGACAGUGAGGAAGAGGAGGCGAAGCCCAAGCAGAAAGUGAUGGCAGAGCCAGUGGCGCAGGCAUCGCCAGACAGUGGGAGCGGGACAGCAGAGGACGGGCUGCAGCAGUUCCUGGACGACAUCCUCGAAGGCCGUGUGAUGCCCGUCAUGAGUGAGAGUGAGCUGGAGACGAAGGUGGCAGAGCUGCUUGCCAGGAACAGGACUAAACCGCCUGAGCUGAACCAACUCCCCACAGAGGCCAGUAACAAGAAGAAAUACUUGAUCUUCACCACAGGAUGCCUCACCUACUCUCCACACCAGAUAGGGAUUAAGCAGAUCUUGCCUCAUCAGAUGACGACUGCUGGACCAGUGCUUGGGGAGGAGAGACGUUCAGAUGAGUUCUUUGAUUCGCUGGAUCAUGUCAUUGACAUCCACGGUCACAUUAUUGGAAUGGGUCUUUCUCCUGAUCACAGGUACCUGUAUGUGAACAGCCGGUCCUGGCCGCGGGACUGUGUGAUCUCUGAUCCCAUGCAGCCACCCCCCAUUGCAGAGGAGAUUGACCUGCAUGUGUUUGAUCUGAAGACCAUGAAGGAGGUGAAGCGAGCUCUCCGCUCGCACCGGGCCUACACUCCCAACGAUGAAUGUUUCUUCAUCUUCCUUGAUGUCAGCAGGGAUUUCGUAGCCAGUGGGGCAGAGGAUCAUCAUGGCUACAUCUGGGACCGGCACUACAAUAUCUGCCUGGCCAAGCUGCAGCAUGACGACGUGGUCAACUCCGUGGCAUUCAGCCCCAUUGAGCAGGAACUGCUCCUGACGGCCAGUGAUGACACCACCAUCAAAGUGUGGCGCUCCCCACGCACUGUGCGCAUCCACCAUGCCAGGAAACCGAAGCCCCGCAAGCUGCUUUUCUCCUGGCUCAUGAACCAGCAGAGCUGAACCAAGGCACCUGUUUGUGCUGCUGCCUCACUCCAGCCACACCCUCUAUUGUGCUUUGGACAGUGGGAGCAUUGAUGGAGAGGAGCUGUGGGCACAAGGCCCUGGAAGGAUCCUACCCCAAGAGAGAACCUUGCACUCCCACCAAUGGCUCGCAUCUGACAGAACUGUUACAGUCAGACUGCCCCCACUGUCGCUGCAGCCUGUGAGUUGGGUCACUGCAGGGCAAACUCCCCCUCCACAUCACAGGUGCUGCUAGUCAGUCACGCUACUUGCAGCCAAGCUUUGGUCACUAAUCAGCACAGACUGUGGCGGUUCAUUUUCUUCGUGAGCUGGGGGUCUAGCCUCAGAGCUGCUGGCUCAAAGGGGAGUGUCGCAGCACUGCUCUUGUCAUGACAGGGCUGUUUUAUCGCUGUCUGUCUGUCUGUCCCAUGCAGGAGGCGCUGACAGUGUUACUGGUCACCCUCCUCCCAUCUCCUGCAGCCAGGUCUUGAAUGCAGACCGGCGAGCGAGGAGACUUUCCAGAGAGGCUCUUGCUCAAAAGUGCAAAGCAUUAGGGCACUGGUGCUGGCUUGGCAGUCUGCUGAUGGCAGCUAGCAACUUUCUGCCCCACAGCUCCACCUUGGGCCUACCAGAGCCCUUUGGACUGCAGCCAGCUCAAGGCAAGCCUCUGUUGCUGCUUUCCAUUAGCUGUGAGCCUGUGCACCUCCACCACUGGCUUCCACACGGGUACGUGGAGAGCUGGGGAGUCACAUAGGAUGGGCCUUGGUGAGCUGCUAACUAACAUUAAGAUGCUCCAGUUGCAUUGCUAAUGGUGGUGUUUUCCAGGCAAUCCACUGCAGUGGGAACCUCAGCUUUGUGGUCACCCCUGCAAUGAGGGCAGCUUAUGGGCCAUGAGAAUCUGAGUCCAGCUGUCACGGCAUGAGCCACAAACUCUUUGGUAUUUGCUCUGCAGGACAGCAGGCGGCUACGCCAUCCCAGCUGAUGUCUGAGUUGCUCACUAACUGCCACCUGGAUGAGAACUGUCCAAGUGCUCUUUCACUGUGGGUGACUUCUCCCUGCGGUGCUACUGGCCUCCCCCAGCGCCUUUAAGUUCUCAUCUAAGGAGUCAGUCUUUUCUGUGCUCUGUCAUGCUGCACUCUUCGUCUCACUCAAGGCUCCUGGAGCUGGGGGUGAUGAGGCAGCCUGUGGAAGCCAAAACUGAUGGGGGGGCUUCUAAAGCCUACAGCGGGAGAUGAGAGGAAAAUGUCUCACUUCCAGUAGCUGGCCCUGGGUCAGAGCUGAUCCCUCUUUAAGAACUAGUCUUUGUCUCUGAAAGCAUUGGCCCUAGGAUUUUAACUUGGUGUUUUGAACUAGGAUCCUACAUCCAUAGGCCUGGAUUUCUGAGGUGCUGGUAACCUGCAGCUCCCAGUGACGUCAAGCUGCAGGUGCUCAGCAGCUUUGAAAAUAGCAGGCUGGAAUUUUUAGGCCUCUGACUUUGGAAGCAGUGGCUCCAGUCUGUAAAACAGAGAGGCGGCUGGGGAGGAAGAGGGUUGUAUACUUGUUAGUUGCCUGUACACUCUGCUCAGGCAGAGGCACAAGUCAAACUAAAUGGUGCUUCUGCUGCUUUCUGUUAGCCCUCUGGGCUGCAGCUUUCUGUGCUGCAUGGCCAUGCAGGGUUUUAAUUCCUCUUAGGGAGGCUGGCAAGAUUCAUAGUGUUGCUACCCUCCCCCAGCAGCACACUCCAGAGAGCAGGGACGUUUUGUUUGCAAAUGGUUCGGAAGACAUGGAUGCUUCCCAUGGAGCUGUUUGAUCAUUAAAGAAACUAAAUUCA
Molecule: messenger RNA, 3728 nt
Organism: Gopherus flavomarginatus (Mexican gopher tortoise)
Lineage: Eukaryota; Metazoa; Chordata; Testudines; Testudinidae
Gene: FBXW5
Product: F-box and WD repeat domain containing 5
Exons: 9
Coding region: 146-1918 (590 amino acids)
Biological process (GO): protein ubiquitination
Cellular component (GO): SCF ubiquitin ligase complex; Cul4-RING E3 ubiquitin ligase complex
Molecular function (GO): protein binding
Source: RefSeq, a predicted model, not a curated record